AUGGUAUAAAAACAUGACGCAGCGAAGUACACUUCAUAAACAUACUCGUUCUAGCAUCAUCUUAACUAUAUUAUAUAGUCUAUAUACAGUAAUCUUGCAGAAAAUGAAGUACCCGACUAUCACUGAAACCCAACAACUGUUCCGUGAUCAUCCGCUCAAAGCCGGUCUUGAUAAAAAAUGCCGAUCCACCAUUCCAUUGUGCCCAGAGGCUUUCGCCAAGGUGAUGAAGAGCAUCGACACGUUUAUUUUCGACGCAGACGGUAAUGAGUAGAGAGUAAUUCUUCAAACGAGCAUAGUUUCUGUUCAGGUGUGCUGUGGCUGGGAGAGUCAGUGAUGCCCGGCUCGCCGCGUCUCAUCGACUACCUCGUCAAACACGACAAACAGAUCAUUGUGCUGACGAACAACGCCACAAAAUCACGGGCGGUUUAUGCGAAGAAGCUGGCCGCUCUGGGCUACAACCCGGCCAAAAUGAACAAGAAUAACCUGGUUAACCCGGCAGCGGUGGUCGCGGACACUCUGCACCGCUCAGACCUCGACGGAAAACGAGUCUAUCUGAUCGGAGAGCAGGGACUUUGCGACGAAAUGGACGAACUCGGCAUCGAGUACUUCGGACACGGUCCCGAGAAGAAAGACAAUGUAUCGGCGACUGGCGCAUUCAUGUACGACAUCAAGUUGGAGGAGAACGUCGGAGCAGUCGUCGUCGGCUACGAAAAGCACUUUGACUACUCGAAGAUGAUGAAGGCGGCCAACUACUUGCGAGAGGACGGCGUCCUGUUCGUCGCCACCAACGAGGACGAGACGUGUCCCGGACCGAAUCCAGAUGUGAUCAUUCCGGACGCCGGCCCAAUUGUGGCCGCCAUCAAAUGCGCUUCCGGCAGAGAGCCGCUGACGGUCGGAAAGCCGUGCACUCCGGCAUUCAACUACAUCAAGAGGAAGUGGAACAUCAACCCUUCGAGGACUAUGAUGAUCGGAGACAGGUACCAUUCUGAACCCACUCCUAAUUUUAUUAUUUAUUCUUUACAGAACCAACACUGACGUCAAGUUCGGCAGAGAUCACGGAAUGAAGACGAUGUUGGUGCUCUCCGGAUGCCAUCAAAUCGAAGAUAUCGUCGACAAUCAGAUGAAUGAACGCGACGAUAUGAUCCCCGAUUUCGUCGCUCCCUGCCUCGGAGCUCUCGUGCCCGACAGAAUUUAA
This is a messenger RNA of Caenorhabditis sp. 36 PRJEB53466, 1195 nucleotides long. The record is from the annotation of a GenBank genome assembly. NCBI's taxonomy places the organism in Eukaryota, Metazoa, Nematoda, Chromadorea, Rhabditida, Rhabditidae.